AUGGUGCCAAAGAAUUACCAGGAUAUCUUGGCCUUGGUAUUUGCCGUAAAGGAGAUCAACCAAAAUCAUAGAACCUUACCUAAUAUCACUCUAGGCUUUCACAUCUAUGACAGCUACCACAAUACUGAGAUGACUUUCAAGAUGUCACUGGAUCUGCUUUCUUCUCAGCAUAGAUUUGUUCCAAACUACAAGUGUGAUAUUCAGAACAAUUUGAUAGCUAUAAUUGGUGGAAUGAACUCUGGGGUUUCCAAGAACAUAGCUACAAUUAUGAACACCUACAAAAUUCCACAGUUCAUUACUGGCCCCCUUGAUUCAAGAAUGACUGAGAAAACUCUGUUCCCAUCCCUGUACAAGAUGGUCCCAGAUGAAAGUCGAGAGUAUAAGGGGAUUGUCCAGCUACUUAAGCAUUUCAAAUGGACAUGGAUUGGGCUAUUUACUCUGAAUUCCAUCAGUGGAGAAAUAUUUUUGCAAAUAUUUGCACCACUGCUUUUUCGUCAUCACAUCUGUAUUGCUUUUAUAGUAAAAAUUCCCAAAUGGAAAUACGUUGAUGGAGUAUUACAAUUAUCUAAUACAGAAGUGAAUAAAAUUUCAGAUGUCUUAGAAAGCAAAGCCAAUGUCUUUCUUGUCUAUGCAGGUUCUCUAGCAAUGGAAGCUUUGUACAGGUAUCUUCACAUGGCGUUCUUACAUUCGCCUAUAGGUAAGGUGUGGAUUGUGACAAUACACUGGGGUUUCAAAGGAAACACCCAGCAAAGGGGCUGGUACAUACAAUCUUUUCAUGGUGCCAUGUCGUUGUCAGUUCACUCCAAUGAACCACUGGGAUUCAAGAACUUUCUUCAAAAUGUAAGACCUUCAUCAUGGGCAAAAGAAAAUCAGUAUAUGCAGGAUUUCUGGGAGAAGGUUUUCAAUUGUUAUUUGGAAAAUAUCACUGAGCAUGAGGAGACCAAGGAAGCCUGUACUGGGGAUGAGAAUCUGGAGAGUCUUCCAGGAAUUUUCUUUGAAAUGAGCAUGACGGGCCACAGCUAUGCUGUCUACAAUGCUGCCCAUGCUGUGGCACAUGCUCUGCAUGCCAUGUAUGAAGCCAGAUCCAAACACAGAUUACGGGUGGUUAGAGAGAAGCUGGCACCCUGGAAUCUGCGCUCAUGGGAGGUCCUACCAGUUUCUACAUGUAAUGACAACUGCCAUCCUGGUUAUAGAAAGAAAAAGAAAGAAGGGGAGCAAUUUUGCUGUUAUGAUUGUGUUCCCUGUCCAGAGGGAGAGAUUUCAAGUGAAAUGGAUAUGGAUGCUUGCACUGAAUGUUCAGAAGAUCACUAUUCAAACAUGGGCAAGAAUCAAUGCAUUCCCAAAGUUAUAAGCUACCUAUCGUAUCAAGAACCUUUGGGUAUCAUUUUAGCUUCAUUUUCUCUUGCUUUUACUCUGAUCACAGCUGCAGUGAUAAAAACAUUUAUGAAGAACCAUGACACUCCCAUAGUGAAAGCCAACAACCGAAGCCUCACUUAUGUCCUUCUCAGCUCUCUCCUUCUUUGCUUCCUCUGCUCCCUCCUUUUCAUUGGAUGUCCUGAAAGGGUGAUCUGCUUUCUCCGGCAAACCACUUUUGGAAUCAUCUUUUCUGUGGCUCUUUCCAGUUUGCUGUCAAAAACAAUAACUGUAAUUGUGGCAUUUAUGGCUACCAAACCAGGAUCCAGGAUGAGGAAAUGGGUGGGGAUAAGGCUGGCAAAUUCUGUUGUCUUUUCCUGCUCCUUCAUUCAAGCAGGAAUUUGUGCUCUUUGGCUCAGUACAUCUCCUCCAUUCCCAGAUACAGACAUGCACUCGCUGAAUGGGAAAAUUGUAGUGGAAUGUAAUGAGGGUUCCAUGUUUUACUGUGUCUUGGGCUAUAUGGGCUUCCUUGCUGCUAUCAGCUUCACUGUGGCAUAUUUUGCUAGGAAGUUACCUGACGGUUUCAAUGAAACCAAAUUUAUCACCUUCAGCAUGUUGGUCUUUUGCAGUGUUUGGCUUUCCUUUGUCCCAACCUACCUGAGCACAAAAGGUAAAUACAUAGUGGCUGUGGAGAUCUUCUCUAUCAUAACCUCUAGUGCAGGCUUACUGCUUUGCAUCUUUUCCCCUAAAUGCUAUAUCAUUGUGUUCCGGCCUGACUUGAACAACUGUCUGGAUAGACAUAAGGUUUUUAAAGUUUUUUUAAGGUACAGAAACUUGUAA
Elgaria multicarinata webbii is the source of this 2193-nucleotide messenger RNA. Its product is annotated as vomeronasal type-2 receptor 26-like. Gene Ontology annotation, biological process: G protein-coupled receptor signaling pathway. Gene Ontology annotation, cellular component: plasma membrane. The record is from RefSeq and is a predicted model, not a curated record. Gene Ontology annotation, molecular function: G protein-coupled receptor activity. Bases 1 to 2193 code for a protein of 730 amino acids. The transcript has 5 exons. Lineage: Eukaryota; Metazoa; Chordata; Lepidosauria; Squamata; Anguidae.